Messenger RNA from Symbiodinium necroappetens, 333 nucleotides. The record is from the annotation of a GenBank genome assembly. Lineage: Eukaryota; Dinophyceae; Suessiales; Symbiodiniaceae.
GAGCAGGAGCAGAUAUCUCAGAGCCUCAGCCAGUUUGACGUCAGUGCGUUGCAAUGUUUCAGCGACUUCGAUAAGCGCUUUAUCCACUCCGCCGUGAUGCAGUGGUACGGAAGCCUUGAGGACUUUAACAUGUUCGUUCGGGGUCCUCUCAAGGAUGAGAUCUUGCAGACGAUGCUGGUGAGCCGAGUGCCGCUUCACUACAUCAUCCUGAGCAUCACCCCCGUCACGGGCAUUCAGCUUGAUUUGCUGGCAGCUUUGCUGGCUGCAGGGCUCCCCUUUGAGGCAUGGGGCAAAUGGCUGUUUGGCCAACUCCUGGCUCUGAACAUGUUGGUA